Messenger RNA from Poecilia latipinna (sailfin molly), 4653 nucleotides. It is a transcript of the gene fscn2b, whose product is annotated as fascin actin-bundling protein 2b, retinal. Gene Ontology annotation, molecular function: actin filament binding; protein-macromolecule adaptor activity. The record is from RefSeq and is a predicted model, not a curated record. The transcript is spliced from 7 exons. The coding region runs from base 1072 to 2544 and encodes 490 amino acids. Gene Ontology annotation, biological process: establishment or maintenance of cell polarity; actin filament bundle assembly; cell migration. Gene Ontology annotation, cellular component: actin cytoskeleton; cytoplasm. Lineage: Eukaryota; Metazoa; Chordata; Actinopteri; Cyprinodontiformes; Poeciliidae.
AUCAUUAAGUUGUUGUCUUUAUACCCAGCAUCUCCUUUCCUAAAUUUAGAUGUAAAGUCUGCCUCCCCCUUCAUCUCAGACACACUUCCCAUUAGAAUGGAGAGAGCUUGCAAUCAGAGACAGUGUGUAACCAAACCCAGCACAGGCAGGUAAGGGGAGCCGCAGUUAGGCAAGUACCCCAAAGGCAGAAGGAGUGCUCUGGUUACCCGGCGCUGUGGAAGCAUACAUGAGCAUUGUCUCUACUCACUUCUAUUUAUGUGCAGGAGAAAGAGGUGAAGAGCAGAGCUCCAAAUGAGGUGAAGAAAAAGAGAAAGGCAGGAUUAGAUACCUUGCAGGUUAGAGAAAGGCAGAGAGGGAAAAGAAGAGGAUGGGAAGAAAAAUCGUCAGGGAGCGGCUUAAGAUUACAAAGGAGAGCAUCAUUCAUAGCUGGCUUGAGUUGUGAUAGACAGCUUAUGCUUUUAGACGAUUGAAGCGGUCCUCCAGUUUUUUAGGGCCUCUGAGGAUGUUCUCCAUCCCUGCUUAAACUUGCUUUUCACAAUCUAGAAGUCUGAGCUACACAGAAAGGUAAAGCACAGUGUAAAGCUAGUUGAUAUGAUUGAUCCAAACAUAGUAUAGGCAAAGAAGCCAAAGGGGGGAACAGCAACACCCAAGAGAAGUCAAGUCUUGGGGAACCAAAUGAUUGAGCCUUCGGGGUAAAUAACAAGUCAUGCAAGAGCAGGGGUGAAGCUGUUCAGCUGGAGAGACGAGGGAAAGAGGGAUAUAGGCUUCACAAGGCGAGCUAAGCAGUCCAGAGCAAAAUUAGUCCACAGAGAAAGAGGGGGCUGACACUGGACAGAAGAGAGAUCAAGGCUGACUCAAGGCUCUGCUGCCUCUAACCUGAUUAGGGAGAACAGGAGCGGUGGAGGAGCUGAGUUCGGAGACCCGAUCAGCAGAAAGUACAAGCCAGCAAGAAAAGAAGAAAAAGGAGAAGGAAUUACAAGAGGGAGCCUGACGAAAGAAGCCUCUUAAAUCUGGGAGCUGGAAUUGGAGCCGCAGGAACUGCAGAGGGGAAGCCACAAAACCGCAGUGAAGAUGCCUGCUAACGGAAACCAUCCCUUGAAGUUACAGUUUGGUCUUAUCAAUCAUGAGGGUCGUUACCUCACUGCAGAAAACUUUGGUUUCAAGCUGAAUGCAUCAGCUCCAAGCCUAAAGAAGAAGCAGAUCUGGACUCUAGAGCAAGACUCCCAGGAGACCCAAGUUGUGUAUUUACGCAGUCAUCUGGGACGCUACUUGGCUUCUGACAAGGAUGGCAAAGUCACCUGCGAGGCAGAUGGCCAUAACUCCGACUGCCGCUUCCUCAUCGUACCGCAGUCAGACGGCCGCUGGGCCCUCCAGUCUGAGCAAUACCUCCGCUUCUUCGGUGGCUCUCGGGACUACCUGUCUUGUUUCGCUCAGAUAAUCACAGAUGCUGAGCUUUGGGCAAUGCACCUGGCUCUGCAUCCGCAAGCCAACCUGCUGUCUGUCGCCCGUAAGCGCUACGCCCACCUCUCUACGGAGGAUGGGGAAAUCGCCGUGGACAGGAACAUUCCAUGGGGUGUCGAGGCACUCCUGACUCUCGUCUACCAGGACGGGAAGUACUGCUUAAAGACCUGCGACAGCCGCUUCCUCAGCAGUGAUGGAAAGCUGCUGACAGAGAAUGGGAGGGCCACAGCCUACACACUGGAGCUGAAGUGUGGGAAGCUUGCCUUUAAAGACUGUGAGGGAAAGUAUUUGUCUCCCAUGGGCCCCACAGGGACUCUGAGGUCAGGACGAUGCUCCAAGCCAGGCAAAGAUGAACUGUUUGACUUGGAGGAGAGCCACCCACAAGUGGUUUUGAUAGCAGCUAAUGGCCGUUAUGUCUCCAACAGACAAGGAGUAAGCUUGGCCGCUAAUCAAGAAGACGAAACUGACACGGAGACGUUUCAGAUGGAGAUCGACAGGGACACCAAGAUGUGCACCUUCCGCACCAGCCAAGGUUUCUACUGGGCCCUGGUGGCUCACGGCGGCGUCCAGAGCACCGCCACACAAGUAUCUGCAAACACCAUGUUUUCAGUGGAAUGGCUCAGCCACAAGGUGGCGAUAAAAGCAAGUAAUGGCAAAUACAUCUGCACCAAGAAGAAUGGCCAGUUACUGGCAGUCAGUGACACCAUAGGUGAGGAUGAGCAGCUCACUCUGAAACUGAUCAACCGGCCCAUGCUGAUCCUGAGAGGGGACAACGGCUUCAUCUGCCACCACAGGAACUCCAACACCCUGGACGCCAGCAGAUCAGUCUACGACAUCUUCACCCUGCAGUACAGCAGUGGAGCCUAUCACAUUAAAGGUGUGGAUGGGCGGUUCUGGUAUGUGAACAGCGGCGGGCUGGUGUGUGCAGACGGCGAGGCUCCGGAGGAUUUCACCCUGGAGCUCCUGGAGCGCGGCCGCCUCGCCAUCAGAGGGAAAAACGGAAAAUACCUACGCGGAGACCAGGGAGGGACGCUGAAGGGAGACGGACUGAGCCUCAGCAGCUCGGCUCUGUGGGAGUUCUAGAGCGAACCAAUAUGAGACCCAACUGUUCUGCCAGGCUCGGAGAUUCACUGAGGAGAGAAGUCUCUAAAGUUUCCUGGUGCUGAAGAAGGGAUGGAUGUUCAGCUGAAGAAGAGCUGGAGGAAAGACCAUGCAGUAUGAUCAGCCAACAGAAGUAUUUUCAAGAUCUGUAGCCUCAAAAUUAGCCUGAAUAAACAUUAGUCUGGUGAUUUUCUUUUAGAUUGUUUUCCAGUAGAUACUUGAUGCAAGAAGAAAUUCAUGUCUGAAACUGUAGAAAUAAAGGCAUUCAGUCAUAAGUUGAAAUUUUCUCUUGUUUGCCUUCACUUAAUGCUAUUAAAAUCAGGUGCUGACAGAUGUAGAAGUUAAUCAUGGGUACAAAAUAAAUAAACUAAUUUAGGGAUUAAGUGAUGUAUUUCAGGCUGGUAUGAUCAUAACAAACUCCAAUGUUUUUUUUUUUCAGAAAAGGAAUCUAUGAAUGCAAGAGCUUCUGUAAUUUCAAGUUUCAAAAAAUUGCUGAGAAAGCCCACUUAUUGUAUCCAACAGCAAGCUUCCAGGAGAACUUUGAAUAUUUGAUCACCCUACUUAGUGGAAAUGGUAGUUCACAUUUAAAUCGGUUUGCUUCCUGGCAAAGAACCAGCUUUUAAAUCCAGUUCAUCCAUUUUUGAUAAGGCUGAGGUUUGGGCCAUAUUAAUAACCUGCUGUCCAUUCCACAUGCAUUUAUAGGCUUUUAUUUCACAGUGAAGUUAAAUAAUUUUGAGUGAUCCUCCUUUAUCAUACCACCCAAAUUCUGAUCUGAUUACAGAAAGUCCAGGACAAAUUUACGAUUGUGGAGUUUAAAAUGUAUCACUGGCCAAGUUUCCAUUACAAAUGCUCGCAAAACUUUGUCAAUAGUCCACUAAUAUAAAAAAAACACAAUUUUGCUAUUUUCGUUUCCAUUGUAUAUGAAACGUAAUUCAAAUCAGACGUGAUUAUCCUCCUGCCACUUCCUGUCUUCUUCUUUGUGGUUUGCGCCAGUGGUAACCAUAGUAACAUUUGGUUGUGUGUCAUGUGACUUGUGUGACGCGAUAAAAAGUGUCUCCAUUUAAGUUUGGCGAAAUAAAUCAAUUCAAUGCGGCCAAAAGAAAACCCAACCUCAUCCUGUCGCCAAAGCGUUUUAAUCAAAUUUAUGUUUGAAAUGUCAAAUUACGCAACCUCACUGAGACACAGAGCGAUUCACUUUCAACAGAUAACCAGGUUCUAUUCAUGUUCUCCUUUUGCUGCUCAGCUAACCUGGAAGCUUCAUGUUUCUGUUCUCAACACAUUUAUGGUGUAGACCAGUCAGCGAUCAGAACCAAACCUUCCCUCAGAAGAAGAAUCAUCUCAUCUGGAUGACUGUAGUCUCCAGUUCCAAGAGACUACAGAUCAAUCAACCACAUGUAAAUUAGACGGGAUUUAUUCCUUUCUCUUCACAAUAUAGAACAAAGAAAGAGAGUUUGAUCACCAAGUCCCACCAAGGCUGACGUUUAAAACUUAACAACAAAAGCAAUUCAAACUAGACUGUAAAUAAGCCAUGCUAAAAACCAUGAAAGUGGAGUUCAUAAAAAUGUAUUUAAUGUAGAUUGCUUUACAAAACCACUCUGUGCUUUUCCCCGUUUUUUUUUUUUUUUUUUUUUUUUUUUUUGCUUUAGUUUAUAUGAAACCCCAACAGAAAGUAAGACAUAACUGAAGAGGAAGGAAAAAUAAGCAUUGGCUUUUUAUGUUUUGUUUUUACCAAAUCUUCUGUGGCAUUCAGAUUCAGUUUCCUUUACUCUGAUACCCCUAAAUAAAAUCAGUGGAAGAGGAAAACCUGCUGAAGGCUGCAGAGGAGACGAGACUUGGGUGGAGGUUCAGCUUCCAAUAGGCCGACCAGACAUUCACUCAGAGACGGAACGAUCAAAGCACGUUCAGGUGUUGGAAUGGUCUAGUCAACGACCAGACUUAAAUUAAUUUGCCAAGACUUGGAAAUCUGACUUUCUAGCAAAAAAAAGGAGAAAAGUUUCCAUCUCUAGGUGUAAAAAGCUGGUAGAAAAAUACAAAGGCACACCACACUUUUCAGUCUUUUCUUAUUAAUAAUAAUAAUAAUAAUAAUAAUAA